Tachyglossus aculeatus (Australian echidna) is the source of this 7251-nucleotide messenger RNA. It is a transcript of the gene PLCE1, whose product is annotated as phospholipase C epsilon 1. Gene Ontology annotation, molecular function: guanyl-nucleotide exchange factor activity; phosphatidylinositol-4,5-bisphosphate phospholipase C activity. The transcript has 32 exons. Gene Ontology annotation, biological process: lipid metabolic process; small GTPase-mediated signal transduction; phosphatidylinositol-mediated signaling. Lineage: Eukaryota; Metazoa; Chordata; Mammalia; Monotremata; Tachyglossidae. The record is from RefSeq and is a predicted model, not a curated record. The coding region runs from base 1 to 5685 and encodes 1894 amino acids.
AUGAAUCUCUUGCCAGUGAAUUUACCCAAAUUACUCUCCAGUCAAAUCUACAAUGCAUUGAGGAGGGGAGAGGAAGCAGAAGAGACAGUUGGAUAUUUUUUCCAUCAUUUCAGUAAUGUGUCAGCCUGGAAUUGUGUCUGCUCUAAUUCGUAUUUAAAACUGGGUUCUCGAGGAGCUGUCAUUGAAUACCGCGCCUCGCUUGGUAGAACGUGCGUGUCUCAGUUCCUUGUCGGAUCGCUGCUAGAAGCCACUGCCUCUUUGGGUGCCAGGAGCGGAUCUGUAAACGUAUCAGGCGGUUCAACAGGAGGAACGGCGCUGAAAGCACGCCAACUGAGCCCCUCCAUGGCAAGUUCAAACACUCUCUCCUCCAAUGGAUCCGGGUUCAGUAAAGAGCUGAUAGAACUGCAGUCCCUCAUUCAGUUUCCGGAAGAGGUUGCCAGCAUUCUGACUGAGCAGGAACAGAAUAUCUACCGGAAGGUUUUACCUAUUGACUACCUCUGCCUCUUAACCCGGGAUUUGGGAAAUGCUGAAUGCCAGCAUGAACUGCCAUGUAUCAAAGCCUCUUUAUCUGCAUCUCUUCUUCCGUCCCAAAAUGGGGAGCAUAACCCUAUUGAAGAUCUCGUGACAAGAUUCAAUGAGGUGAGCUCCUGGGUGACCUGGCUGAUCCUAACUGCAGGCUCCAUGGAGGAGAAACGAGAAGUCUUCUCAUAUUUAGUCCACGUGGCCAAAUGCUGCUGGAACAUGGGCAACUAUAAUGCCGUUAUGGAGUUCCUUGCAGGCCUCAGAUCCAGGAAGGUAUUAAAGAUGUGGCAGUUUAUGGGACAGACUGACAUUGAAACCAUGAGGAGCCUGAAAGACGCCAUGGCCCAACAUGAGACCUCUGCAGAGUACCGCAAAGUGGUGAACCGGGCUCUGAAUAUUCCUGGCUGCAAAGUGGUGCCUUUUUGUGGGGUGUUUUUGAAGGAGCUCUGUGAUGUUCUCGAUGGAACACCCAGCCUGUUGAAACUUUGUCCUCGGUACAACUCUCAGGAGGAAACCUUAGAGUUUGUAGCUGAUUACAGUGGACAAGAUAAUUUCUUGCAACGAGUAGGGCAAGAUGGAUUAAAUAAUCCAGAAAAAGAGUCAACGGUCAAUAAUAUUUUUCAAAUUAUUCGGAGCUGCAAUCGCAGUCUUGAACCAGAAGAAGCGGAAGACAGCUUCAGUGAAGGAGACAGUUCAAGGAAAAAUUCUCUAAAGGAUAGAAUCCGAAUCCCGUUAGUUUUUGGAGAUCUGUCCGACUCAGAGAGUGACAUAUUUGAGCAGACAAAAGAAUGGGAGCUUCAUGGAACAGAAGAGCCCCAGAAGGCCUUCAGUCAUGGAACCGAGCUCAUUCCUUGGUACGUUCUGUCUGUCCGAGCUGAUGUCCAUCAAUUUAUCCUGCAAGGAGCGACUCUUAUCCAUUAUGACCAGGACACACAUCUCUCAGCCCGCUGUUUCCUUCAGCUUCAGCCUGACAAUAGCACCUUGACCUGGACGAAGCCCACGAUCGCCUCCCCCGCCACCGCAAAGACCAAAGCCGGGGUCCUAGGCAGUGGUACCGAUCUGGGCAAGAUGGCCUUCCCUGGCAGCACCGGACUAUAUGGCUUGGCAGAAGGUUUUGUGGACUUGUUCGCCGUUAAGGCCGUGUAUAUGGGCCACCCCGGUAUUGAUCUGCAUGCAGUAGCCAUUCAGAAUAAGCUGGGAAACAUGGCUCUGGCAGAGGCAGGGGUGACGCUUCUCUAUGGCCUUCAGACGACCGAGAAUAAGUUAUUACACUUUGUGGCACCAAAACAAACAGCUAAGAUGCUAUAUGAUGGGUUGCUGGAACUAACUAAUGCUGUAAGGAAAAUGAAGAAAUUUCCCGACCAGAGACUACAGUGGUUAAGGAAGCAGUAUGUCAGUCUAUACCAGGAGGAUGGCAGAUUUGAAGGCCCAACCUUGGCUCAUGCCGUUCAACUGUUUGGAGGCAGGCGCUGGAGUGCCCGACACACAGGCCCGGCAACUCUACCCAAGAGCACAGAGAAGGCUGCCUUGGGAAUAAGCUCAGCCAAGAAAAAGAAGAAAGUCCUCAUGAGGGGUGAAAGUGGGGAAGCUACUGAUGAUGAGAUGGCACCUCGUAAGGCCAAAAGUUGUAAAGAGUGCCGCAGCCGCAGUGGUUCUGAUCCCCAAGACCUUGAUGAGCAAGAAGAAUCAGAGCAAAGUGUGAUUACCAUCCCAUCCCAGGCACUGCCCUCCCGAAGAGCCCGUUCUCUAACUGCUUCUGGGUCACCAAACAUAACUCCAGGGGCCCCUUCACCCAUCAGACCAGUGUCCUCUCCUGUAUUAUCAUCUUCAAGCAAGAAUCAGUCCAGCUCCUGGAGUGGCCGAGUUCAAGGGCUGAAAGGCUUUCAGAGCUUCAUGGUUUCGGACAGUAACAUGAGUUUUGUUGAAUUUGUGGAGCUGUUCAAGUCAUUCAGCGUGCGUAGUCGCAAGGACCUAAAGGAUCUGUUUGAUGUUUAUGCUGUACCAUGCAGCCGAUCAGGAACUGAUUCUACACCACUUUACACCCACCUGACAGUGGAUGAAAACAGCAGUGGAGUCCAGCCUGAUUUAGAUUUGUUGACCAGGAACGUGUGUGAUUUGGGUUUGUUCAUUAAGAGUAGACAGCAGCUCUCAGACCAGCAGAGGCAGAUAUCAGAUGCAAUUGCUGCUGCAAGUAUUGUGACCAAUGGGGCUGGAGUUGAGAGCAUGUCCUUGGGCCUGUUUGCCGUUGGCAUCCAACAGCUCAAUGAUUUCCUAGUGAAUUGCCAAGGAGAGCACUGCACAUAUGACGAAAUCCUCAGUAUUAUUCAGAAGUUCGAACCAAGUGCCAGUAUGUGCCAGCAGGGUCUAAUGUCGUUUGAAGGAUUUGCCAGGUUUCUCAUGGAUAAGGACAAUUUUGCCUCGAAGAAUGAUGAGUCCCAGGAAAAUGUGGAAGAUUUCCAGCUGCCUCUGUCCUAUUACUACAUUGAAUCAUCACAUAACACCUACCUCACCGGUCAUCAGCUGAAAGGAGAGUCCUCAGUAGAGUUGUAUAGCCAGAUCCUUCUGCAAGGCUGUAGGAGUGUAGAAUUGGACUGUUGGGAUGGUGAUGAUGGGAUGCCUAUCAUUUAUCAUGGACACACACUUACUACCAAGAUCCCAUUUAAGGAAGUAGUGGAAGCCAUUGAUCGCAGUGCCUUCAUCACGUCCGACAUGCCAAUCAUCAUAUCCAUUGAGAACCACUGCUCUUUGCCUCAGCAGCGGAAGAUGGCGGAAAUAUUCAAGAAUGUCUUUGGAGACAAGCUGGUAUCUAAGUUUUUAUUUGAGAGUGAUUUCUCUGAUGAUCCAAUGCUUCCUUCUCCUGAACGGCUCAGGAAGAAAGUGCUCCUUAAAAACAAAAAGCUGAAAGCCCACCAGACUCCUGUGGAUAUAUUAAAGCAAAAAGCUCAUCAGCUGGCCUCCCUGCAGGCCCAGACGGGGAGCACCAGCAGUAGCAAUGCUGCUACCCCCGAGGAAGAGGAGGAGGAGGAAGAUGAAUACGAUUAUGACUACGAAUCUCUCUCUGAUGACAAUAUUCUAGAAGACAGACCAGAGAAUAAGCCACCGUGUGACAAGCUGCAGUUUGAAUACAGUGAGGAGGUCUCCAAGAGGAUAAAGAAAACCAGCAGUUCCGCAUCCCUCAAAGGAAAGGUCUAUGAUAUAGAGCUGGGUGAAGAAUUUUAUCUUCCACAGAAUAAAAAAGAAAGUCGGCAAAUAGCACCUGAGCUUUCUGAUCUUGUCAUCUACUGCCAAGCUGUGAAAUUUCCAGGUCUUUCAACUUUGAACCCAUCUGGCUCCAGCAGAGGGAAGGAGAGGAAAAGCAGGAAGUCCAUUUUUGGCAACAGCCCGAGCAGAACGGGCCCUGGGGAGACAGCAGCCCUCACAAAAGGACCCAGCAAAGGACCUAUGGACUCUGUGCGCCAAGCUGGGGAAGAGCCAGGCUCUCCAACAACCUCACUCAGUGCCCUCAUUAGGACACCCAAGUGCUACCAUAUCUCAUCCCUGAAUGAAAAUGCUGCCAAGCGCCUCUGCCGAAGGUAUUCUCAGAAACUGAUUCAGCACACUUCUUGUCAGCUCCUUCGAACGUAUCCUGCCGCCACUCGGAUCGACUCUUCAAAUCCCCAUCCCCUCCUAUUCUGGCUGCAUGGGAUCCAGCUGGUUGCACUCAACUACCAAACAGAUGAUCUUCCCUUGCAUUUAAAUGCAGCAAUGUUUGAAGCCAAUGGGGGCUGUGGCUAUGUUUUGAAGCCUCCUGUUCUCUGGGACAAGAACUGUCCAAUGUACCAACAAUUUUGUCCAUUGGAACGAGAUCUAGAAAGUAUGGAGCCAGCAAUAUAUUCUUUAACAAUCAUUUCUGGACAGAAUGUGUGUCCCAGUAACAGCACAGGCAAUCCUUGCAUUGAAGUAGACGUGCUGGGUAUGCCUUUGGACAGCUGCCACUUCCGCACCAAGCCCAUUCACCGAAACACCCUGAACCCCAUGUGGAAUGAACAGUUUCUCUUCCGAGUCCAUUUCGAGGACCUCGUGUUUCUUCGUUUUGCAGUCGUUGAAAGCAACAGUUCAGCAAUUACUGCUCAAAGGAUCAUCCCCCUUCGAGUUCUCAAACGAGGUUAUCGACAUCUACAACUCCGAAAUCUACACAAUGAAGCCUUAGAAAUCUCUAGCUUGUUCAUUUACAGCAGGAGGAUGGAAGAAAACUCCACUGGCAACACUCUCCCAGCCUCACUGCUGUUCAGCGCAGCAGAAAGGCACUGUUUGGUUACAUAUAGGGUCACAGUCCAUGGAAUUCCAGGCCCUGAACCGUUCACUGUUUUUACUAUAAAUGGAGGGACCACAGCGAAGCAGUUUCUUCAUCAAAUUUCAGCUUCCAAAAGUGGUGCAGAGCCAAUCACCACAGACUUUCUGUUGAUGGAAGAAAAAUGCUUUGUAUCUAAAGAAAAGAAUGAGUGCAGGAAACCACCAUUCCAAAGAAUAAUUGGUCCUGAGGAAAAGCUGGUGCAGAUUUUGAACAGCUGGUUCCCGGAAGAAGGAUAUGUUGGAAGGAUCAUCUUUAAAACCCAAGAGGAAAACUUAAAUGAGAAGAACGUAUUUUUGGAGUCCAAAGAAGAGGUGGCUUGGAGUUCUGAGGAAGAUAAUUUUUUUGUUCAAGUCCAUGAUGUUUCCCCAGAACAGCCUCGUACAGUCAUCAAAGCCCCGAGAGUUAGCACGGCCCAAGACGUCAUUCAGCAGACCCUCUGCAAAGCCAAGUAUUCCUACAGCAUUCUGAGCAACCCAGAUCCAUGUGACUAUGUCCUUCUGGAGGAAGUGGUGAAAGAGUCUGCCAGUAAGAAGUCCGCUACCCCAAAGCCAUCUCAGCGUGUUCUCUCAGAUCAAGAGUGUGUGUUUCAGGCUCAGAGCAAGUGGAAGGGAGCAGGAAAAUUCAUUCUCAAACUAAAGGAACAGGUUCAGGCGGCUCGGGAUGACAAACGGAAAGGCAUUUCUUUUGCAAGUGAAUUUAAGAAAUUGACCAAGUCAAGUAAGCAGCCGCGAGGGGUGGUGCCCCAAUCCCAAUUUACAGCUCCAUAUAAUCAGGAAGAGAAACCAACAUGCAGCCUGUCCAUCAGUAAUGAGGCAGAAUCUCACCCGUAAAUGUACCCAACCUGGUCAGGAAGUGCUUGGCAGAUGCUUGCAGAGGCCAAAGAACACAGCCUGAGUGAAGACACCCAGAAUGUAUGGUGGAAAUAGAUUCUGUCACCACUUUUCUUCUGAGAGGCCUUUCAUUUUUCUUAAUUGGAAAUGCCUAGGGGAUUUCUGAAAUGCAGUGUUCUUUUGCAGACAUGUGGCAGGUGUUUUGGGGGACUGUUAAACUGGGUAGUAUCAGGUUGGCCCUUGAAAGUCAAAGAAACCUGGGCCUCUGCCCUAGGUUUGAGUAAAGACAGCUCUUUGAAUAAGCUGGCCUGUUUGGCCACACUUUGAUAUUAAGAAAAGUCUCUUUGUCAACAAGUCUUUUAUUAGGAGAGAUUACUGUGAUUAAUUCCAUUUGUAGGAGAGUCUGUGGGGAUUCCAUCUGCCUGCUGUACUCUUUUAAAGGGGGAGUAUAAAUACCUAUAGUAUGUUCCAGUGGGUAAGUCACAAAAUGCUCAAUUCCUUCUUAUCCAGCUUGGUUCAAAACAUAGAGAGAAGAACAGUAGUAGCUAAUUGAACUGAGUAGUAUCUGUUGAUAAGGAACUCAGUAUUUUCUUAAGCAGAUUAGUGUUCCAAGUUUGAGCUUUAAAGCAAAAUAAUUUAUUGUUUCAAGAAGUGUAGUAACACUGUAAUAAUAUAUUUAUCAGACCUUCCUUUUAAAAUGUAGAUUUCUUUCUUUUGUGGAAAUUGUAUUAUGUGAGGUCAAAAAUCAUUUCAAAAAAGUGUUCUCUGAAUACCAAAACUGGCCAGGACUUUAAAUCUGGAUGUUUCCAUCUUAAAACCUUCCUUUUGAUAAAUCAGCCAAUAUAUUUCUCCACAUUUCAGAUGUCUGUCCACUUCAGAAUUGAGUCCAUGAAAUCCUACUCAUUUUCCAACUCAACCCUUUUAUUGCAAGGGCCUAGUAACCAGGCCACUCUGCCUGGGCUAGAAUCACCAGGAUUCAAGAGAAACCAGACAGCACCUGAGGUUACGGUGACUGCAGGACAGGCAGAGAGAUGGCUCUAGGAAUUGCCCAGUUUCUUGCAUUUCCAAGUGAUAACAAACUCAUGCAGAAACCCAAAUGCCUAUUCAUGGCCACAUACAUUAUCUGAUUCCAGUCAUGCACUAGUAUUUAUUGAGCAUCUAUUCUGUGCAGAGCACUGCAAUAAGUGCUUAUGGGAGUAGAGGAGGAUUUUUAGAACUUAGAUCCAGUCAGUCUGAGCUCUGCAUUUCCUGCUUUCACUCAAAGCUAAGUCCUCGUAACUCGAAAUUUGUGCAUUAAUUUUCAUUUGAUGGUGGUGUGCUGCAUGCCCUGCUCAAGAGAGUACUGUUUGAUGAUAUUAAUUCUGAAGUCCAGAAUAGGAAGUGUUCUGUUUAUCCACUGGCUAAACAGUCUGUGUAUAGGCUGUGGAUUUAAAGUGGGCACAUCCAGAUUCUGGCCUGAGCCUGAGGACAGAAACCUUUUCCUGUUUUCCUGUCAAAGGAUCUGAAGUGUUGUGGGGAAGGCAUUCCCAUACAUGUAAAGAACAUUAAAUUCUCUGCUGCUCAUUC